CUAAGCUCGUACCUAGUUUGCAGAAUUGUGGUGUAGCCUUGGUUAAGCCCCGUGUUAAUAUGAACUUUGCAUCGGCUUUUAGAUUGUUUUCGAGCUCUGGAUUUCGAAAAGUUGACGGGAAUUUUGCUAGAAAGGUUGUUGACAAGCCAAUCCAAGCUGUUAGUUCGACUUUUGCUAGAUACCGAAUGGCUUUAGGGUUGCACAUUGAUGCGUUUUGGAAGAAGAAUAACCUUUUGGUGUUUGGAGCAGGAGCUGUUUUUGUAUGUAUUUUCUUGUGGAGGAUCAUGUUUGGAAUUGCUAGCACAUUCGUUGGUCUCUCUGAGGGAAUGGCCAAGUACGGCUUCCUUGCUCUCUCCUCUGCAAUUGUUGCAUUUGCUGGUUUAUACCUUCGCGCAAGGUUCACGAUAAAUCCCGAUAAAGUCUAUAGGAUCACUAUGAGGAAGCUCAAUACAGCAGCUGAUGUUCUUGAAGUUAUGGGUGCUCCUCUGGCAGGAUCAGAUUUGCGUGCUUAUGUGAUGUCAGGUGGUGGCAUAACAUUCAAAAAAUUCAAGCCAACAAUUAGGAACAAGCGUUGCUUCCUCUUAUUCCCGGUUCAAGGUUCCGAGAGAAAGGGCCUUGUUAGUGUCGAAGUCAAGAAGAAGAAAGGCCAGUAUGAUAUGAAACUACUGGCAGUGGAUAUUCCAAUGGCGUCUGGUCCUGAUCAACGCUUAUUCCUUAUUGGUGAUGAAGAAGAGUACAGAGUCGGUGGUGGUUUGAUCUCUGAGUUAAGAGAUCCUGUGGUAAAAGCAAUGGCAGCAACCAAAGAGUUUGAUAAUCUUGACAGAAUUGAAGAGGAAGAAGACGCCGAAAGAGAACUUCAAGAGGCCGAAAGGAAGGAACAGUUGAUGGGAAAUCGUUGUGCAAGAACUUCUUGUUGUAGAAAGUUAUGGUCAUGUAUAUGCUGCUGCAGCAACAACAACAACAAGGCUCAAACCCGAAGCCAACACGGGUCCAAAGGAAAGGUCCACCCGGUAAGCAGAAUCGAGAAAUGGGAAGAAAAGAUCACAGAAGCUAACAACAAUGGCAAGAUUCUCGUGGUGAAUUUCAGCGCGCCGUGGUGUGUACCUUGUAAAAAGAUAGAACCAGUAUUCAGGGAGCUUGCUUCUAGAUACCCUUCAAUGAUAUUUGUAACAGUUGAUGUCGAAGAGCUCGCUGAAUUUAGUAAUGAAUGGAAUGUGGAAGCUACACCAACUGUAGUGUUCCUUAAAGAUGGGAGACAAAUGGAUAAACUUGUUGAUUCUUCACCUUCACCUAGGCUACUCUCCCUUAUCCGUUCUAAGUUGGCAAGUGGUAAAGACUUGAAGCAUAUGUUCAGAGGUAUGAGGAGUAGAACCGUGCCUGGAUUAUCUUCUCAGUCUAGGAUCGUGAGAUGUCCCAAGUGCCACAAACUUCUCCAGGAACCUUUAGAUGCGACUUCUUACAAAUGUGGUGGAUGCGACUCUAUUCUUCAUGCAAAACGUUGGGAACUGGAAGGCAAUGAUCACACAAACACUAUUCCUGAGGCUCUCCUUUCUUCUCAAAACCGCAGUUUAAGUGCUGAGGUAGAAUCUCCAGAAGAUAGUAGUAGAACUCCAAUGAGAAGUACUCACCGGGAAUACAAUUCAAGGGCAUCGCCUUCUGUUGAAAGGGGUUAUCAUCCAGAAACUGUUUACAAGCAUGAGACAUCCGAUAUCCGCAGAGAAUGGAUGAGAAGGACUGAUGACUUCAGUGAGACCGGUGAUUCUGAUACGUUUGCUUCAGCAAGAAGCUCUCCAUAUAACACACGCAGCAAUGCCUCGCAAUGGGCACGACAUGAGGGGAGAUAUGAAGAUCUACCUCAGGUUCCUUUCUAUCCAGCAAGUCCUUCCCCUUCUUCUGCAUAUGAAUAUGGCUACAGUAGUCCUUUUCACGGGUCUCACGUUUCUGCAUCAGAGCAGUCUUAUUAUCAUCAUCAACCAAACCAAUUCGGAAGAGAAGGCUGGUUUCAAGAAUCUUCUGUUGCUUCACCUAGUCGUUUUCAGGGUGAGACAUCUGAUGGAAAGUACUAUCACAGGUCUUCUCAGUCUCAGCUGCAUGAUCUUCAGUAUCAUAAUAUUUAUGAACCCAGUAGCUCUGUAACCCCGCAUCACUCUGUGUACUCUGAGCGUAAUUAUGUCGCAGCUGCAGCGCCACACCGCUCUACAUACUCGGAGCAUUCCGUAGGGAUUUCUAAGAGUGGCACAAGUAGUGAAAAGAACUCUCUAAGUAACAAAAAACGGUAUGUCAGGGAAAGGAAUCCGGUGGUGAAGCGCCAUAUUCUUCCUUCAGCAGGCGGUGCACCUUUUGCAACUUGUUCCUAUUGCUUGGAACUUCUACAUCUUCCUCAGGUGUCUCCCCAAGGAAAACGUAAAAGAUAUCAAGUGAGAUGUGGCAGUUGUUCCGGUGUACUUAAGUUCUCUAUUCGAGAGAAAGCAGAUACUGUCCUGGAUUCACCUAGCUUUGUGGAUUAUGGCAUGGAUUUUGCAGAUGAAAAUGUUACUAAUCAUCAGGAUUCAGCAUCAGAAGGUCAUGAAGAGAUUUAUCCUGAUGGAAAUCAUCUGCCGUGUUUAGACGAAGAUUUUGGAGAUACAAUCUGCAAAAGCAAUGAUGCUGUUAUUUUGAGUCAAAGUCUAGAAACAUUUGAGGAUAAGGGGAUUGAAGAAGACAUGAGGAAUAUAUCUAGCAAACUAUUAGAUUUGAAAUUGGAGGCAUUGCAGCCUCAUCUAAAACCUGUGGUGAACCCCAGAUUAAGGGAGCAACAACCUGCAUCAAGUGAGACUAUUGGAGAGACUUCCAGGAUUCAUCUAGAGCAAUCUCAGGAAGCUCAUUCAGAAAAGUCAACCGAGAUGGAUAAUAACAAUUGUGAAAGAGCCUGGUGCGAUUUAGAAGAGCUUGAAUAUGAGAAGAACGAAAUUAUCAAGCCAGAAGAAAUUGUUGGAGAAGGAUCAGGUGAGUCCUUGGAAGUUCCAGUAUACCAGAACGAAAGGAUGAGUGAAUCAAGUGAAGAAGAUGAGAGAGUUGCAGAGAGAUCGGUAUCUCAUAGUGUGAAACUUCUAUACGAGAACGAAUACGUCAGUGAAACACGUGUACAGUCUGAGAAUACCGGAGACGCUAACGAGUCUAAGUGGGAGGAGACUCAAGAAAAUGAAGAAUAUGGAGAUGAAAGUACAUUGGAAGAGAUCGGAGACAAACCGAAGUUGCAUUUGGAGAAAUAUAGGUACAUUCAAGAUUCUAUCUGUGACAGCAGCUUAAGCUAUGGUGAACCAUUUGAGGAUACAUCAGUCAAGGAAGAUACAGAGCACGUUUCAAACACAAUUUCAGAUGAUAACUCUUUGGUGAAUGAGAACCAGAAGUUUAUAAGACAUCCUGACCAAUCAGGUGAAGCUACAGUAACAAUAUCUAGUAUCCAGGAGCAGUCGAAGUAUGAGUUUGAGAGUUUCAGCAAAAGACAAGAAUUGGAAAUGACCAUUAGUGACAGAGUACGGUAUGAGUUAGAGGAGUCUAGAUACGAGACAAAUGAAACUAUUGAGCCGAGCAAGGUGGGCGAAGAUGGAUCUGUUGUUUCUUUCGCGAAGGCAAGUGAGGCAUUCGAAACAAUCAUAGAAGGCGAGACAGGUGGCGAGACACUAGUAUCUCAUCAAAUGGAUUCUCCAAACGAGAAAGUAGAAAAUUCCUAUGGAACACUAGAACCAAUUUAUCUAGAAGAAAGCGGGUUAGCGGGUGAAAAUACGUGGGAAGGGACAACAGAAGAUAGAGCGGCGUUACAUUUGGAGGAAUAUGAAAGCAACUUUGAGAAUUACAGCAGACCAUUUGAAUGGACUUCAGAAACAACUCCAACAUUUGGCAUGCAUGAUUAUGAGCUAGGGAAGAUACUUGAACCAGACGAGGAUGCUGAUGGAAGAUCAGAAUCCAGUUCACGGGGUUCCUUCAAUGACGAUGUAAGUUCAGAAGAGAGGGUCAUUUUUCAUGAGUCUCAAGAUGCUAUACCCGAACAGUCCCACUAUGAGUAUGAGAGCUCAAGCAAAAGACAAGAGUUGAGUGACACUGUUUUUGACAUAGUAAGGUCUGAAUUACAGGAGUAUAGAUAUGAGACCAAUGAAACACUUGAGCCAAGCAAGAUGGUUGGAGAUGGAUCUGUUGUUCCUGUUGAGAAGGCGGGUGAAACUUUCAUAAGCGAAAAGGAUGAAGAGAGCUCGGUAUCUCAUCAAAUGGAGUCUCAAAAUGAAGAUAUGGAAAAUUCCUACGGAACUAUAGAACCGGUUUAUCUGGAAGGAAGCAGAUGUGAAAGUGAAAAUCCAUGGGCAGAGACAAUGGGAGAUGAAGUGGGGUUGAAGUUAGAGGAAUAUAAAAGCAAUCCAUUUGAAUGGACUUCCGAAAGAGCUCCAACAUUUCAUCUGCAUGAAUAUGAACAAUGGACAGUGCCUGAACCAGAAGAGGAUGCUAAUGGAAGAUCAAUACCCAGUUCACGGGAUUCCUUUAAUGACCAUGAAAGUUUAAAAGAGAUAGUUGCGUCUCAUGAGGAGGUAGUGGAUGAGAACAAAACGGAAGCACUAAAAGUUGGUGUAAUGGUGGAAGAUGGACCUUCGCUGCCCCUGACGAAAUGCGAAAAUGAAUUAAUGAAAUUGGAAGAGACACUUGAAUGGACUUCAGAAAGAGCUCCAACAUUUCGUCUGCAUGAGUAUGAACUAGGGGAAAUGCUUGAAUCAGACAACGAUGUUGAUGAAAGAUCAGAUUACAGCUCAAGGGGUUCCUUCAAUGAUCAUGGAAUUUCAAAAGAAAGAGAGUUGUUCAAUGAGGAGGAGCCCCAGCUGGUGAUUGACGGCAGAACCGAGGCGCUACAAGUAGGCCAAAUGGCAAAAGAUACGGUAUCACUGCACUUGGAGCAAUGCAAAGAUGAAUCAAUGAAACUGGAUGAGACAUUUGAAUGGACUUCAGGGAGAACUUUAACGUUUCGUCGCCAUGGGUAUGAGGUAGGGACCAAGCUUGCACCAGAUGAGGAUGUUGAUGGAAGAUCAGAAUCUAGUUCAAGGGGUUCCUUCAAUGAUCGUGGAAGUUCAAAAGAGAGAGCUGUGCUUCACGAGGAUGGGCCUUGGCUGGUGGAUGAUUAUGAAACAAAAGUGCUAAAAGUAGGCGUAAUGGCAGAAGAUGGAUCAUUGCUGCACUUGGAGAAGUGCGAAAAUGAAAAAAUGGAAUUGGACGAGACACUUGAACCAAGGGAUGAUAUAUUCAGGCUCAGUCUUGAUGACACACUUGAGCAAGAAAGGAUGACGUUUCAUUUAAAAAUGUCUCAGGAUAAGCAAGAAAAUCAAAGGCAGACCUUUAAACAAGGCGAGGCUGAAAAAGAUAUACCAGCAUUUGGUUCAAGGGUAUCUUCAGAGGGCCAAGAAUCUCCAAUUAAAAUGGCAGAACUAGAUAGUGACACUGAAGAGGAGAUAUUGGGAGACCACAUAGAACAUUUGCAGAAACAGAAUGAGAAGUCAGGUCUAACCUCUGAACCACAUGCUCAUAUCUACAGCACAACGGAGCCUUCCGAAAUCGUGGUUUCACCACUUCGUUCUCCCAUCAACUCAUCUGGAUCUCUCUCUGAUGUAUUGUUCUUCAGCAAGAAAACUUGAUGGCAAGAAAACAGAUAAGCAUUCUUCCAAGCUUGCUCAGUCUUUCCCCCAUACUUCAAGACUUUACCUGCAAUACAAAACAGUGUGUACAUUGUUUCAAUUUUGUUUUCGAGUGAUUGGAUUACAGAUGAUAAAUCAAUUCUUUGAGUAGACAAAUCUGUUUUUUUUACAGAAGUUGUGCUGAUUCAAGGCUCAUUAGAUAAAGAGGAAUUGAAUCU
Molecule: messenger RNA, 5869 nt
Organism: Arabidopsis arenosa
Lineage: Eukaryota; Viridiplantae; Streptophyta; Magnoliopsida; Brassicales; Brassicaceae
Source: the annotation of a GenBank genome assembly